UCCAAAGGAAGCCCACUCAUUGGUCCGAUGCUCGGCGUUGCCCUAUUACUCGUUCUCGGACAGCGUUCCAAUCCCAACUGCCCUUUCUUUAUUCCCCCAGAAAAUUACAAAAAACACCCUCAAAACCCACAAAAUCGAAACUUUGACCCCCUCCCUCUUCAAUUAAAAUACUCCGCUUCUCUCUCCCUCCUCAAUCUUGCCCUCCUCCAUCUCUCGCCGGCGAUGGAGGCGACCACCAAUUCUCGCCUCGAUUUCGGAAAGCUGGAGUUUGGGUGCAAGCACUAUAGGAGGAGAUGCAAGAUCCGAGCUCCCUGCUGCAACGAGAUCUUCGGAUGCCGACACUGCCACAACGAAUCCACUACUGAUCGCCACGAGCUCUGUCGUCAUGAUGUUCAGAAGGUGAGAUCUUAAAAUUUGAAUCUUGAAUCUUUUUUUUUUAAUUCUUUAUUUUUUAUCAUUUCU
This is a messenger RNA of Asparagus officinalis (garden asparagus), 462 nucleotides long. RefSeq names its product zinc finger protein BRUTUS-like At1g18910. The transcript is spliced from 3 exons. Gene Ontology annotation, biological process: protein ubiquitination; ubiquitin-dependent protein catabolic process. Gene Ontology annotation, molecular function: zinc ion binding; ubiquitin protein ligase activity. The coding region runs from base 28 to 411 and encodes 127 amino acids. Lineage: Eukaryota; Viridiplantae; Streptophyta; Magnoliopsida; Asparagales; Asparagaceae. Gene Ontology annotation, cellular component: nucleus. The record is from RefSeq and is a predicted model, not a curated record.